CCUCUAGUCACCGCAACGAGAUGAUCUCUCUUCUCUCCAGGUAUGUUGCUGGGGGCAAAGGAAUACUACAAUCACAUGACCUGAGGCACGAGGUAGAAAAGAUUCUUGAAGAGGAUGAAGGGAUGUGGAAACUCAAAGAUAGCCCCUUUGUCAAAGAGCUAGAAUCUGCAAAGGAAGCCAUAGUUAUACCUCCUUUUGUGUCAAUGGCUUUGCGUCCAAGACCUGGUGUUUGGGAGUAUGCUCGUGUUAAUGCAUUUGAACUCAAUGUGGAUAAUCUGAGUGUUGCAGAAUAUCUACGAUUCAAAGAAGAACUUGUAGAUGGAGAGUGCAAUGGCAAAAACGUGCUUGAACUAGAUUUUGAGCCAUUUAAUGCAACAUUCCCUGGACCAACUCGAUCAUCCUCUAUUGGUAAUGGGGUUCAAUUUCUCAACCGUCAUCUAUCAUCAUUCAUGUUUCGUAACAAAGAAAGUUUGGAACCUCUCCUUGCUUUUCUUCGCGCACACAAAUAUGAUGGCCAUGCAAUGAUGCUAAAUGACCGCAUCCGUAACAUAUCCAAGCUCCAGUCUUCUUUGGCAAAGGCAGAAGAAGUCCUUUCUAGGCUCAUACCCAAUACACCAUAUUCUGACUUUGAAUAUGAACUACAAGGAUUGGGAUUUGAGAGAGGUUGGGGUGAUACAGCAGAGAGGGUGUCAGAAAUGGUGCAUCUUCUAUUAGACAUCCUUCAAGCUCCUGAUCCAAACACCUUAGAGACAUUUCUAGGAAGAAUUCCUAUGGUGUUCAAUGUCGUAGUUGUAUCACCACAUGGUUACUUUGGCCAAGCAAAUAUUCUGGGUUUGCCUGAUACUGGUGGGCAGACUAUAUAUAUACUUGAUCAAGUGCGUGCCUUGGAAAAUGAGAUGCUUGACAAAAUUCAAAAACAAGGACUUGAUGUGUCUCCGAAAAUUCUGAUCGUUACAAGAUUGAUACCAGAGGCAAAAGGGACAACAUGCAAUCAGAGACUGGAAAGAGUUAGUGGAACUGAGCACACAUAUAUAUUGCGAGUAACUUUCAGAACUAAGAAUGGAAUUUUGAGAAAAUGGAUUUCAAAGUUUGACAUGUGGCCUUAUCUAGAGACAUUUGCUGAGGAUGCAUCACACGAAAUUGCAGCUGAGUUACAAGGAAUUCCUGAUCUGAUAAUAGGAAACUACAGUAAUGGAAAUCUUGUUGCAACCUUGUUAUCGUAUAAGCUAGGAAUCACACAGUGCAACAUAGCUCAUGCAUUGGAGAAAACUAAGUAUCCUGAUUCCGAUAUAUAUUGGAAAAAAUAUGAAGACAAGUACCAUUUUACUUGUCAAUUCACAGCUGACCUUAUUGCAAUGAACAAUGCGGAUUUUAUAAUCACUAGUACAUACCAAGAAAUUGCAGGAAGCAAGAAUAAUGUUGGACAAUACGAGAGCUACACUGCCUUCACUCUUCCAGGACUAUAUCGUGUAGUUCAUGGCAUAGAUGUUUUCGAUCCAAAGUUUAAUAUCGUGUCUCCUGGUGCAGACAUGCGCAUGUAUUUUCCAUACUCCGACACAGAAAAGAGACUAACUUCUCUACAUGGUUCGAUUGAAAAGCUGGUAUAUGGUGCUGAACAGAAUGAAGAGCACAUUGGCUUGUUGAAUGAUAGAUCAAAACCAAUUAUCUUUUCAAUGGCAAAACUUGAUGAAGUGAAAAAUGUGACGGGGCUUGUUGAAUGCUUUGGUAAAAGCUCCAAGCUGAGAGAGCUUGUGAAUCUUGUGGUAGUUGGUGGUCACAUUGAUGUACACAAGUCUAGGGACAAAGAAGAAAUGGGGGAGAUAGAGAAAAUGCACAGCCUCAUAGAAAAAUACAACUUACACGGCCAAUUUCGUUGGAUAAAGGCCCAAAUGAACCGUGCUCGUAAUGGGGAGCUAUACCGUUGUAUUGCUGAUGUGAAAGGUGCUUUUGUGCAGCCUGCUUUUUAUGAAGGGUUUGGCCUAACAAUUGUGGAAGCUAUGUCUUGUGGUCUUCCUACGUUUGCCACCUGUCAUGGUGGCCCUGCUGAGAUAAUUGAGCAUGGCAUUUGUGGAUUCCAUAUUGAGCCUCAUCACCCUGAUCAUGUUGCUGCAAUGUUAAUAAACUUUUUUGAGCAAUGCCAGCAUGAUCCUGGCUACUGGAACAAGAUUUCUGAUGCAGGGUUUAAGCGCAUUCAUGAGAGGUAUACAUGGAAGAUAUACUCUGAGAGGCUCCUGACUUUAGCUGGUGUGUAUGGCUUUUGGAAGCAUGUGUCUAAGCUUGAGAGGCGAGAAACUAGGCGGUACUUGGAGAUGUUUUACAUUCUCAUGUUCCGGGAUAUGGUAAAAUCAGUUCCACUGGCAGUCAAUUAAUUAGCAUCUUUAGACUUCGUUGAUGGAGUUUUUCUGCUUGAUGUUCACUCAUGAGUUUACUUGUAGAACAGAAGAGAAUGCUAUAUAUGUAUGUUUGUAGAUGUACUUUGUUUUGAUUUUCUUUUGUUACUUUAUACAUUUAAUUUUAUAUAUACAUGUAUAUAAAGAGAAUUUCUUAUUUUAGUGAA
Messenger RNA from Cajanus cajan (pigeon pea), 2557 nucleotides. Its product is annotated as sucrose synthase 2. NCBI's taxonomy places the organism in Eukaryota, Viridiplantae, Streptophyta, Magnoliopsida, Fabales, Fabaceae. Gene Ontology annotation, molecular function: sucrose synthase activity. Gene Ontology annotation, biological process: sucrose metabolic process. The record is from RefSeq and is a predicted model, not a curated record.